Messenger RNA from Rubroshorea leprosula, 484 nucleotides. Lineage: Eukaryota; Viridiplantae; Streptophyta; Magnoliopsida; Malvales; Dipterocarpaceae. The record is from the annotation of a GenBank genome assembly.
GGAGAGAUCCCCUUGCAGAAAUUCCAGUUGACUAAUAUUCUGCUGCUAGACCUCUCUAAUAACAGUCUCUUUCGACACAUACCACGGUGCGUAGUGAAUGCUGCCAACUGCAAAGAAAGUUGAAGUUUUAGAAGCCAUUCCUCUUUUCCUUGGAGCAUGGAGAGGAAGGUUCAAGAUGCAUCUUCAGAAUUUCCAGGACUUCACUUCUCUUGUAAGGUGAAAUUCCAGGCUUCCUUCUCAACUACUCGUCUUCAGGACAACUGUUUCUAUUCCCUCUUCGUGUGUAAUAAAUUAUGGUUUUUUCUGUUUUAUGGCAUCAUCACUUUGUUAUGUAUGUUUAAUUUCACGAUCUUGUUUUUAAGGAAUGAAGAACAAGCAGCAUGCUCUUGAAAUAAGAUGAAAACCUUGAAUUCUUCAGGCUUUUUAUUUCAGAAACUCUGAUGCUCUUAUUCUUCUCAAGUUUCAAUAUACAUUUUCACUUUAU